Messenger RNA from Ipomoea nil (Japanese morning glory), 5811 nucleotides. RefSeq names its product protein ROS1-like. Gene Ontology annotation, molecular function: 4 iron, 4 sulfur cluster binding; DNA demethylase activity; DNA N-glycosylase activity. Bases 240 to 5570 code for a protein of 1776 amino acids. Lineage: Eukaryota; Viridiplantae; Streptophyta; Magnoliopsida; Solanales; Convolvulaceae. The record is from RefSeq and is a predicted model, not a curated record. The transcript is spliced from 20 exons. Gene Ontology annotation, biological process: base-excision repair.
UUUCUGUUUGUUUCUUCCUACUUUCGCUCUUUCAUGGAGUCCCAGCUUAAGUUUCUUCUCGGCCGCCCGCUCCCAGAUCUCCAGUAAUGGCUCAUUUUUCAGGGAAGCUGGUGAACUGAAUUUUGAGCUGGGUUUCUGUGAGGUUGCAAAUUUGAAGGUUUUCAAACAAUCUGAGGGGAAGUUGUGAAAUCAUAGAGUGGAAGGAAAGGGGAAAGGAACAGAUUUUACUCGUUUCUGAAAUGGAUUCCGGGAUUGGAAGUUCGAUUCCGGAACUGAAAGAUUUCCAGAUAGGCAGCAGUUGGGUUCCAGCAACCCCAGCAAAGCCUGGCUUGCUGGCAUUGGAGCCGAUCUGCGAAACAGUGCAGGAAAAUGAGCAGAUUAGAGCAAAUUGGUCAGGCUUGCAAACAAUUCCACAAGAUUUUUGCAUAGGCCAAAUGAACCCAUUAGAACCAGGAGGGUUCUUGCAGGGAAAUGAUGCUCUUACCAGGGAUGAUAUGUGUGAUUUGACAAAUUUAGUGACUGAUGAAUCUAUGCAAGGGGAAGCUCUGAACUUGCAGAACUUCUCUAUUGAUCAUACAGACAACUGGAACAAUGUGUCAUUUGGGAACCUCUUGGCACUCGCGCAUGCUGCAGGAGCCACGGCCACAGUUGAAAACGAUGCCCCUGCACAUACACCAUUCAAUCCCCUCUUCAGUUCACAGAAUGCAGAUGGAAGUUCUGUUAGCUCGAGAAUCUCUUUCAAUCUGAAUUCUCCACCCGAGAGAGAUGCAGCCUCAAGCAGCAACUCGUUCCAGUUUGCACCGAUCACCCCAGUUCAGAACAAGGGAAGAGAGAGCAUGCUAAAUUUAAAUUUAAAUCUAAACAUUAAUGAGAUACCGAUACUACAAGAUGUACUGGAAAAUGUGGAAGAAAGUGACCUCCAAGGGAACAAAGAGCAGUCAGUGCUGGUGAGAGAGCUAUCAGAAAUGAUGGAGAACCACAAGCCUGACAAAACAGGCGAACUAGUUGCUGAAGCAAAUCAGACACCGCUUCAACAGAAACCAAGAAGAAAAAAGCACAGGCCAAAGGUGGUUGUUGAAGGCAAAGCUAAAAGGGCGAAUAAACCAAGAGCCCCGAACACUCCAGGCACCGAGGAGAUUAAGGCAGAAAAGAGGAAGUAUACCCCAAGAAAAGGAGUAGACAAGCCUCCCGCCACUCCUUUGGAUGAGGGUUCACCCAUAAUAAAUCCUGAGAUGAUGUCUCCUGGUUCCAGUAAGACCCCAAAAGUGGAUAGAAAACGUCCUAAAAGAAACCGAGGUGUAGCCACUCCCAGAGAUGAGGAUUCAAAUGUAACAAAUCCCGAGACAACACCUCCUGGUUCCAAAGAAACCUCAAAAAUGCAUCCUCAAAGUAACCAAGGUCAAAAGCCCACAAAAGAUCCCAUUGAAGAAGGAAGCAGUGAAACUAUUCAACCAGAAACAGCUUCCCGCCCCAGAAGAUCCUCGAGGAGAUUUUUAAAUUUUGACUUUGUGGACCUUGAAGAAUAUGAGAAUUUCACUGAGCCAUCUUCAAACUUUGAUAACUCGCAUGUGAAGAAUAUCUGCGAACAGGUUAAAUCAAUGCCAGCAGUGCAACUUGAACAAGAUGCAGAACUCACCGAAGUGAACAUUAGUUAUGACCUCAUAAAUCAUGAGAUAGGAAAGUCCAUUUCACAGCCAGGAACACAAAUUCCUGAUCCUUCAAAUCCCAGCAAGAUUUUGAUGGAUGGAAAUCAAACUAAAUGCACAAAAGGGAAGUGUAAAAUCAUUUUUUCAGAUGCAACACAUGACAAAGAGGACUAUCUUCCAGAAAUGACUGCACCACAAUGUGCAUCAAGCAGCCAAAAUAGCUCCAAUUGUAGCAGCAAUGCGUGCUUGACUGAGGAAGCCCAAUUAAGAGGUUCAAAAAGACAGCAUUCAUGCUUGGCCGAAGCAGAACCCUACAAAAGUAUCGGUGGAAUUCAUUAUAACUCUUUGCAGGCAUAUGAAGCAAUUCUUUCAGACUUUGACAGAUUCAUCGGAGUGCCUUUUCCUACAAUUUAUAAGAAAAAGAGGACUGAGAAGGGGCAAAUUCCUGCAACAUCUUGUAGUAAAAACUUCAAAACUGGAACUCAAUUUGAAGUUCAUGGUGCCCAAACAAAUGCUGCACUUCAGUCUCCCAAGUAUCUUCAACCAUUGAACACUGACGUGUUGAAAAGGAAGAGAUCAAAGGGUCUCACUCGAGUCCGUGACUUAGCAUCCCUGCAUGAGAUUUGCAAACAGUUCCCAACUUAUUCAUCCUCCAGAGAAGCAGCAGCAAAACAACACACAGGGCAUCUCAAUACAUGCAUGGAAGCUCUUGUUGCCGACACUCGCCCAACAAUGAAAAUGAAAACGAAAAAACGUUCAAAAAGAAACAGUCUGAAUGGUACAGUGGCUCCCAAUACACAAUACAUUAGAACACCAAUUGGUUCUCUGCCAGCUUUACCGUGGAGGGGCUUUUCUCCAAUUGACGAAAUUGUGGAGCGGUUCACCUAUCUUAAUAUAAAUGAUGCUGAUAAUCAAGGUCAGUACACACUCAGUACCAGAAAUGUGAAGUUCCAAAGGGAAACUGCCCUUGUUCUUUAUCAAAGAGAUGGAACUAUUGCACCUUUUACUGGGGUAAGAAAAAGGAAACCACGGCCAAAAGUCGAUCUUGAUGAUGAGACAACUAGAGUAUGGAAACUCUUGCUGCAAAAUAUAAACAGUCAAGGCAUAGAUGGAACAGAUGAGGAGAAGACAAAAUGGUGGGAAGAAGAGCGGAAAGUGUUCCGCGGAAGAGCAGAUUCGUUUAUUGCCCGCAUGCGUCUUGUCCAAGGUGAUAGGCGCUUCUCUCCAUGGAAGGGAUCUGUUGUAGAUUCUGUAGUUGGAGUUUUUCUAACUCAAAAUGUGUCAGAUCACCUCUCCAGUUCUGCUUUCAUGUCAAUGGUUGCACGAUUUCCACUCAAAUCAAAGGUUAGCGAACAAUUACAUGAAGAGAGAACAAAUAUAACUAUUGAAGAACCAGAAGUUUGCAUAAUGGAUCCCGAUGACACAAUUGCAUGGCAUGAAAACUCUUUGAAUCAACCAACUCCUGGGGAGAUGGGUUGCAAAGAUGAAGUUGUGAAUAGUGAGUUGACUGAAGGUACCUCCAAUUGCAUUAAGUCCACCGAAAAUUUUAAAGCCAAAGAUGUAGAUUCUUCUGAAAAGGAUCCAGAAGAUGUGCAUUAUGGAUUAACAUUAGAUAGGCCAGCAAAAUGGAUCAACGAGGAAGAGGCAAGUUUCCACAGUGGCCAAACAGAACCAGAUAAUGUGCUGUCCUCUCAGAAUUCUGGAGUUUCUUCACAAAAUUCUGUGAACUUUUCACAUACGCAAACUGUUGAUAUUACUGAAUCCACCAGUCUUUGCAGCACUUCUUUCAUUCAACUAUUACAGAUGGCAGGAACCUCCAUGCUACAUGGAGUUUACAAUCAGGAAAACAGCUCGGCUAAUAUGGACAUGCCAAACCAACAGAGGGAUUGUUCUGCGGAAUUCCAAAAGAACAAGGAAGAUGACAAACUUCCUGUUAUUGGAGAACAUUAUGGCCUUGAACAAAGUGAAUCAUCAACAGAAUCACCAAACCAAGCAACUAAUCAAAAGAUCAUAGCUGGUGAAAUUCCAAUGGUCAAUUCUGAUUCCCAGAUUCAUACUGAAGAAAGCAACUGCAAUUUGCUGCUAGAUCAAGAGUGCCCAACUUCAUUGGAUAUCCAGGAUAUCACAGGGAGAGCCAGUACUGUUGUUGAUUCACUGUCAAAUUCAGAUGGUCAGAAUAAUAAACAUCUUGAUACAGUUGAUAAAAGACGCAGCAAUCCCUCUAAAGAAAAAGAGGGGAGAUCUGGGACAGAGAAACAGAAUGCAGUGAAUUGGGACCAUUUAAGACAGCAGGCUUUGGCCAGCGGUAAGAAAAGAGAAAGAACAAUGAACACAAUGGAUUCAUUGGACUGGGAAGCAGUAAGAUGUGCAGAUGUCAAUGAGAUUGCUGACACCAUCAAAGAGAGGGGAAUGAACAACAUGCUAGCAGAGAGGAUACAGGAUUUCCUAAAUCGGCUUGUCAAAGAACACGGUAGCACUGAUUUAGAAUGGCUAAGAGAUGUUCCACCAGACAAAGCAAAAGAAUAUCUAUUGAGCUUCAGGGGGUUGGGUCUGAAGAGUGUAGAGUGUGUCCGGCUUUUGACGCUCCACCAUCUGGCUUUCCCAGUUGACACAAAUGUUGGACGAAUAGCUGUAAGGCUUGGGUGGGUGCCUCUGCAGCCAUUACCUGAGUCACUACAACUGCACCUUCUAGAGCUGUAUCCAGUUCUGGAAUCCAUCCAAAAGUAUCUUUGGCCACGACUCUGCAAGCUUGAUCAAGGAACACUAUAUGAGCUGCAUUACCAUAUGAUAACAUUUGGAAAGGUGUUUUGUACAAAGAGCAAACCAAAUUGCAAUGCAUGUCCAAUGAGAGGAGAAUGCAGACAUUUUGCAAGUGCUUUUGCGAGUGCAAGGCUUGCACUUCCUGCACCAGAGGACAAAAGCAUUGUGCCUGCAUUUGAGAACAAACCAGCUGAACAAAACACGGUGGACACUAUCAAUCCACUGCAGCUACUCUUACCUCAAAGCAAUGAACAAUCAGUAGCACAGUAUGGUGUCAACAACUCUCAACCCAUCAUUGAAGAGCCAGCAACACCCGAGCCUAUUAUUGAAGUGCCUGCCUCACCUGGGCCAGAGCAAAUACCAUCAGAAGCUGACAUUGAGGAUGCCUACAGUGACGAUCCUAAUGAAAUUCCUACAAUUAAUCUCAAUCUGAUUCAGUUGGCUCAAAAUGUAAAGAUGUUUGUGAAAAACAAUAUGGAGCUUGAUCAGGUUGAAAUGUCAAAGGCAUUGGUAGCAUUAACUCCCGAAGCUGCUUCCAUUCCCAUGCCUAAACUCAAAAAUAUUAGCCGGCUCAGAACUGAGCAUCAUGUCUAUGAGCUUCCAGAUAAUCAUCCUCUUCUAGAAGGGUUGGAGAAAAGAGAUCCAGAUGAUCCAUGCUCUUACCUUCUGGCCAUAUGGACACCUGGUGAAACUGCAAACUCUGUUCAGCCUCCAGAAAUGAGAUGUGAUUCCCAAGAAUCUGGCAAACUAUGUCAGGAGGAAACGUGUUUUGCAUGCAAUAGCAUACGAGAAGCACAAUCCCAAACUGUUCGAGGGACACUUCUGAUACCCUGUCGAACAGCAAUGAGAGGAAGCUUUCCCCUAAAUGGCACAUACUUUCAGGUCAAUGAGGUCUUUGCCGAUCAUGAAUCCAGCCUAAACCCAAUUGAUGUUCCAAGGGAUUGGUUGUGGGAUUUGCACCGAAAAACUGUUUUCUUUGGAACCUCAAUACCAACAAUAUUCAAAGGCCUAUCAACAGAAGAUAUCCAACACUGCUUCUGGAGAGGGUACGUUUGUGUUAGAGGAUUUGAUCGGAAGAAGCGAGCUCCUCGACCACUAAUGGCCAGGUUGCACUUUCCAGCCAGCAGAUUGACCAAGAAUAAAAAAAAGACGGAUGAAAGCUAGGCACUAACCUGCUGAACAUAGCCUCUGACAUUCAUAUCAUAGCAGUUCAGAACAGAGAGUGGCAUGUUAUUUAAAGACAUGCUACUUAUCAGAAAUAGGCAUUUAGAUGUAAAUAUAUUUCAAAAUGUGUAGAGUGAUGAAGAAUAGCCAUUCAUUGCUCAAAACUAUGGUCACUGAUGUCUUUUAGCGAGAAAAACCAAAAGUUUCAGUCUGAUUUAUCAUUUACUUCCAUUAUUUCAAA